Acanthosepion pharaonis is the source of this 759-nucleotide messenger RNA. NCBI's taxonomy places the organism in Eukaryota, Metazoa, Mollusca, Cephalopoda, Sepiida, Sepiidae. The record is from the annotation of a GenBank genome assembly.
AUGCUGAUCCAGUCUGAAAAAUAUUUAUGCAAACUGAUAGACGCGAUUCGGCUAAAUAAAAGACAAAAUUCCAAAAUACAAAAUCUCUCUCUCUCUCUCUCUCUCUUUUUUCACUCUAUCUGUAUCACUCUCUCUCACAGUCUUUUUUCACUUCCUCUCACUUUCUCUCAUUCUGUCUCGUUUUUACUCUCUCUUAAUUUCACUCUCUCUUUCUCUCUCUCUCUCUCAAUUUCUCCCAUUCUCUCUCUCUCUCUCACUUUCUCCCAUUCUCUCUCUCUCUCACACUUUCUCCCAUUCUCUCUCUCUCUCUCAAUUUCUCCCAUUCUCUCUCUCUCUCACACUUUCUCCCAUUCUCUCUCUCUCUCUCUCUCUCUCUCUCUCAAUUUCUCCCGUUCUCUCUCUCUCACACUUUCUCCCAUUCUCUCUCUCUCUCUCAAUUUCUCCCAUUCUCUCUCUCUCUCUUUCUCCCAUUCUCUCUCUCUCUCUCACUUUCUCCCAUUCUCUCUCUCUCUUCUUUCUCCAUUCUCUCUCUCUCUCUCUCCCAUUCUCUCUCUCUCACACACUUUCUCCCAUUCUCUCUCUCUCUCUCAAUUUCUCCCAUUCUCUCUCUCUCUCUCUCUCAAUUUCUCCCAUUCUCUCUCUAUCUCACACUUUCUCCCAUCCUCUCUCUCUUUCUCUCUCUCUCUCAAUCUAACUCUCUUACUCACAUACACACUCUCUCAUCGAAUCGAACGGAAUGUGACACACGAUCAAGUUUAA